Molecule: messenger RNA, 1164 nt
Organism: Vicia villosa (hairy vetch)
Lineage: Eukaryota; Viridiplantae; Streptophyta; Magnoliopsida; Fabales; Fabaceae
Product: S-type anion channel SLAH4-like
Exons: 2
Coding region: 2-1135 (377 amino acids)
Biological process (GO): transmembrane transport; intracellular monoatomic ion homeostasis
Cellular component (GO): membrane
Molecular function (GO): voltage-gated monoatomic anion channel activity
Source: RefSeq, a predicted model, not a curated record
CAUGGAAAAAAUUUCCAUACCAAACAUUGAGCUUGUCAUCAUAGAAAAAAACAUCACAAACAUAACCAAUAACCAAAAACCAACCUCAUUAAUUGUCACAAAGAGAUUCUUAACAUGUUUGUUAACAAAACUCCAUGCAGGUUACUUCAGAAUCAGUCUCUCACUUGGUGGACAAGCAUUACUUUGGAAAACCCUAAUUGGACCAACAAAAGACACAAGCAUUUCAAGACAUGUUCUUAGCAUGUUACCUAAUUCAGUUUUCAUUCUACUAUGGUCUUUGUCUCUUUUUAUACUCUCAUUACUCUCUCUUCUUUACCUCUUAAGAUGUUUGUUUUUCUUCAAGAUGGUAAAAGCUGAAUUCUUACACCAUGUAGGAGUUAACUAUCUUUUCGCCCCGUGGAUUUCGUGGUUUCUGUUACUUCAAUCAUCACCGGUAGAAUUUAUAACUCCUGAAACCCUAACUUACUUGAUUCUAUGGUGGAUAUUCGCGGUUCCGGUGGUGAUUCUUGAUAUUAAGAUUUAUGGACAGUGGUUUACUAAAGGGAAGAGGUUUUUAUCGACGGUGGCGAAUCCCACGAGUCAGUUAUCGGUUAUAGGGAAUUUGGUUGGAGCACGAGCUGCGGCGGAGAUGGGAUGGAAAGAAAGUGCAGUUUGUUUGUUUUCAUUAGGGAUGGUUCAUUAUUUGGUGUUGUUUGUAACACUUUAUCAGAGAUUCUCAGAUGGUGAUAGUGUUCAUGUGAUGUUAAGGCCAGUUUUGUUCUUGUUCUUUGCAGCACCUGGUGUGGCUUGUUUGGCUUGGGAAUCUAUUGUUGGAGAUUUUGAUACUCUUUCCAAGAUGCUAUUCUUUUUGUCUCUAUUCCUCUUCAUCUCACUGAUUUGCAGGCCAGCCCUAUUCAAGAGAUCUAUGACAAGAUUUAAUGUUGCAUGGUGGGCUUACUCAUUUCCUGUUACAAUCCUUGCUUUGGCUUCAACUGAAUAUGCACAACAAGUCAAAGGAGCAUUUUCACAUAUUCUAAUGCUCAUUCUUUUGGCACUUUCUGUUCUUGUUUCUGUUUCUCUUACGGUCUUUACUCUCCUCAACUCUAAGAUGCUUCUACCAGAUAAUGAUCCCAUUGCAAGCUUCCUCAUUGUUUAAUUCUUUUGUUGGUUAUCAAUAGUGCUAAU